Clarias gariepinus (North African catfish) is the source of this 2075-nucleotide messenger RNA. Its product is annotated as fibulin-1-like. Gene Ontology annotation, molecular function: peptidase activator activity; calcium ion binding. Gene Ontology annotation, cellular component: extracellular region. Lineage: Eukaryota; Metazoa; Chordata; Actinopteri; Siluriformes; Clariidae. The transcript has 15 exons. Gene Ontology annotation, biological process: extracellular matrix organization. The record is from RefSeq and is a predicted model, not a curated record. The coding region runs from base 1 to 2067 and encodes 688 amino acids.
AUGGCUCUGGAGUGGCUCUCAAUAUUCCUCACUUUGUGUGGAGUUCUUUCAGGGCAAGUCUUCAUUCUGAUUUCCUUAGACCCUGGCCAUGAGCAGAUGUCUUUAGAAAUGUGCUGUAAAAAUGGGAGAGUCCAUGCUUUGAGAACUCAACACUGUACUUCCCCUCCCCAUACAUCCCAGUCCAACAUCUGCAGGAUGGUCCAGAACCAGUGCUGUCAAGCUGCACUGAAAGAAACUCUCUGUACCAGCGGCAUGACCAAUGCCAAAAGAAAUGGUGUAUGUGACCCCUCGUUUUUUCAGCCAGACCCCUAUAAACUCAACACUGCCCAGAUGUGCUGUGAGUGCUGUGCGCUCGGGCUGCUGGCUCGGAGAGAGAAACAGAACUGUGAGCUGCAGAUUCCUGUUACGGUUCACUGCAGGAACGUGGCGCAGGCCUGCUGUGUGGAAGAAGAGCAUGGCUUAGUCAAGCAAGUGUCUCCUUUGCUGAGUAAUGCCACAACUGCUAAUAAUGGUACUACCCAGCAUACAGACUUAUGUGCAGAAGGGGUAACAAGAUGCUCUCAGCUGUGUGUGGGAAACGGAUCCUGUGUCUGCCUAAGAGGUUUCCACCUAAAAUCCGAUGGCUACAGCUGUGAGGAUUACAAUGAGUGUCUGUCAGGCGCUCACAGCUGCCAGCCAGGUGAAAGAUGCAUCAACACUGAGGGCUCGUACCUCUGUCAGAGAGAAAUCAGCUGUGGAACAGGAUAUGAGCUGACUAACACCAACACCUGCCAAGAUAUUGAUGAGUGUCUGGUAGGAACACAUAGCUGUGGCCGUGAAUUCACAUGUCAGAAUACUGUUGGGUCAUUUCGCUGCCAUUCACGGGAUCAGUGCAGACUCGGUUUCAUCCAGGAUGCUGUUGGAAACUGCAUUGACAUAAAUGAAUGUGUACAUGAGAAGAGCCCCUGUCAACCUGGUCACACGUGUGUUAACACUGUUGGCUCCUACAAGUGCCAGAGGUUCUCGGUAACCUGUGGACGUGGAUAUCACCUGAACAAAGAGGGCACACACUGCAUGGAUGUAGAUGAGUGCACCACACUACACAGUGCCUGUCAGGGCCAUGACUGUGUGAACCUGCAGGGGUCUUUCCGCUGUGACUGUCAUUCUGGAUUUAAGUUUAACAGCAUCAGCAAAACCUGUGAGGACAACGACGAAUGCCGGAGUUAUUCUGGACGCCUAUGUGCUCAUAAAUGUGAAAACACUCCUGGAUCAUACAAGUGCAGCUGUAAUCCUGGGUUCAAACUGGCCAAUGAUGGCAAGAACUGUGAAGAUGUGAAUGAAUGUGAGAACAGUCCAUGUAGCCAAGAAUGUGCUAAUGUCUACGGCUCUUACCAGUGUUACUGUCACCGUGGCUACCAGCUCAGUCGUGUAGAUGGACAUACAUGUGAAGAUAUUGAUGAAUGUGCCUUGAAUUCUGGACGCAAAGUUUGCUUGUAUCAUUGUUUGAACACCCCUGGUAGCUAUGAAUGUACCUGCCCUCCAACCGGCUACUCACUCUCCCCAAGUGGACACACAUGCCUGGAUAUUGAUGAGUGUGCAACAGGAACACACAACUGUUCUGUGGCACAGAGUUGCUUCAAUGUCGUGGGCGGAUUUCGCUGCUUGUCAUUCGAGUGUCCACCCAAAUACCGGCGUGCAGCAGAGACUCGCUGUGAACGCUUACCUUGUGAGCAGAACAGUGAGUGCCAGUCCCUUCCCCUGAGGAUCUCCUUCUACAAUCUCACAUUUCCCACUAACAUCCCUGUACCUGCUGCUAUUUUCCGCAUGGGGCCAUCCAGCUCCGUGCCUGGGGACGACAUCCAGCUGUUUAUCAUGGAAGGUGAUGUUGAAGGAUUCUUCAGUAUCCAGAAAUCAUCUCAUGGUGCAGUGGUGUCUGUGCAUAGACCACUGCUAGAACCCCGGGACUUCCUGCUCACUGUGGAAAUCCGACUGAUUCGAUAUGGGAUCACAAGCGUUUUCGUUGCUAAGAUCGCCGUAUUUGUUGUUGAAGACCAGCACAUCGUGACCAGCAACUGGCCAAAACUGUAACAGUGCUU